Molecule: messenger RNA, 2541 nt
Organism: Camelina sativa (false flax)
Lineage: Eukaryota; Viridiplantae; Streptophyta; Magnoliopsida; Brassicales; Brassicaceae
Product: putative alpha,alpha-trehalose-phosphate synthase [UDP-forming] 2
Biological process (GO): trehalose biosynthetic process
Cellular component (GO): cytosol
Molecular function (GO): alpha,alpha-trehalose-phosphate synthase (UDP-forming) activity; trehalose-phosphatase activity
Source: RefSeq, a predicted model, not a curated record
AUGACUAACGGUAGUGCAUGUGAUCAAAGGCCAAGACUGCUUGUGGUUGCUAACCGGCUUCCCGUUUCUGCAAAGAAAACCGGGGAAAAUUCUUGGUCUUUGAAAAUGAGUCCUGGUGGUUUAGUCAGUGGUCUUCUAGGUGUAACAUCUCAAUUUGAUACCAAAUGGGUUGGAUGGCCUGGAGUUGAUGUGAUUAAUGAAGUUGAGAAAGCUGCACUCUCUAAAUCGCUAACUGAAGUGAAUUGCAUCCCUGUGUUCCUUAAUGAAGUUUUUGAUCAAUACUACAAUGGUUAUUGCAAUGGUAUUUUGUGUCCAAUCCUUCAUCACAUGGGACUUCCAGAAGAAGAUCCUCAUGACACAACCAAAACUUUUGAAACACAAUAUGAUGCAUACAAGAAAGCAAACCGAAUGUUUCUUGAUGUCAUAGUUGAGAACUAUGAAGAAGGAGAUAUUGUUUGGUGCCAUGAUUAUCAUCUCAUGUUUCUUCCCAAAUUUCUCAAAGAAUACAACAACAAAAUCAAAGUUGGAUGGUUUCUCCAUUCACCAUUUCCUUCCUCAGAGGUCUACAAAACAUUGCCAUCGCGAUCAGAGCUUCUUCGUGCCAUACUUAGAGCUGAUCUACUUGGUUUCCACACAUAUGAUUUUGCAAGACAUUUCAUACGUACAUGCACUCGAAUUCUUGGAGUUGAAGCAACACAUGAAGGAGUUGUGGAUCAAGGCAGAGUCACUCGAGUAGCUGUUUUCCCCAUUGGAAUAGAUCCGGAUCGGUUUAUAAGAACAUGUAAGCUCCCUGAAGCCACACAGCAAAUUAAUGAGCUUAAAGAGAGGUUUGCUGGCAAAAAGGUGAUAUUAGGUGUUGAUCGUCUUGACCCGAUCAAAGGGAUUCCACAAAAGUAUCUUGCAUUUGAGAAAUUUCUUGAAGAAAAUCCGAAUUGGCGCCAUAAAGUAGUGCUAGUGCAAAUUGCUGUGCCAACAAGAAAUGAUGUCCCUGAAUACCGAAAGCUCAAAGACCAAGUUCAUGGACUAGUGGGACGCAUCAAUGGACGAUUUGGUUCUGUCUCUUCUCUUCCAAUUCAUCAUCUGGAUUGUUCUGUUGACUUCAGUUACUUGUGUGCACUGUACGCGAUUGCUGAUGUAAUGCUUGUAACAUCAUUGAGAGAUGGAAUGAACCUUGUUAGUUAUGAAUUUGUUGCUUGUCAAGAGGCCAAAAAAGGAGUUCUUGUUCUCAGUGAGUUUGCAGGUGCUGGACAGUCUCUUGGUGCUGGAGCUCUUCUUGUGAACCCUUGCGAUGUUACAGAAGUUUCUUCUGCCAUUAAAGAAGCCUUAAUUAUGCCAGCUGAUGAAAGGGAAAAAAGAUAUAGAGUAAACUUUCAGUAUGUGUAUAUUCAUUCUGCUAAAAAAUGGGGAGAUGAUUUCAUGAGUGUACUCAAUGACACUACCCCUGAAUCUGAGAUGCAACUUAGGAAAAUACCACAUGAACUUCCACAACAAGAUAUGAUUCAACAAUAUUCGCAGUCUAACAAUAGAUUGAUAAUCUUGGGUUUCUAUGGAACACUCACUGCGCCAAUGAGUAGUCAAACUAAGGAAAUGGAUCUUAAACUAAACUCAGAGCUAAAAGGAACACUGAGAGCAUUAUGCAAUGAUCCCAAAACAACAGUAGUUGUAUUGAGUAGAAGUGGAAGAGACAUAUUAGACAAGAAUUUUGGAAAGUAUAACAUGUGGCUGGCUGCGGAAAAUGGAAGGUUCCUAAAGCAUUCUAAUGGAGAAUGGGUAACAAAUAUGCCUCAAAACAUGAACCUCGAUUGGGUUGAUGGUGCCAGGAAUGUUUUUCAGUACUUCACUGAUCGGACUCCAAGAUCGUUCUUUAAAGCAAGCGGGACUUCGCUUGUAUGGAAUUACGAACACGCAGAUGUUGAAUUCGGGAGAGCACAAGCAAGAGACAUGUUACAAUACUUAUGGGGAGGACCAAUCUCUAAUGCACCAGUUGAUGUUGUUCGAGGAAACCAUUCUGUUGAAGUCCAUGCCAUUGGUGAGACUAAGGGGACAGAAAUUGGUCGUGUUUUGGGAGAAAUCGUGCAUAGGAAAUCUAUGACUACACCGUUUGAUUUUGUCUUUUGCAGUGGUUACUUCUUGGAGAAGGACGAAGACAUUUACACAUUCUUUGAAUCAGAAAUCUUGUCGCCCAAGUUAUCUCAUGAAAUUAGGUCCAAGUCUCCAUCAAGUAAUCAUUCCCUAAAGAAGAAAAGGAAGGUUUCGUUGAACGUUCUUGACCUCAAGAAAGAGAAUUACUUCUCUGCAGCUAUUGGACAAACUCGUACAAAAGCUCGCUACGUCAUUCACUCAUCUCACGAUGUAGUAGAUUUGCUCCACAAGCUUGCAGUUGCAGUUCCAACGACAAGAUUGACAGACUCAUUUGGAGACACUAACAACACAAGUUCAAAAAGCUGGAUCAAUUCUGUCGAAAGAAAGGAAUUGGUGAAUGGAGACACUGGACAAAUCGACAUGUAACAAAAGUUCCAGGUCUUGGACUUAAACCAUUUG